GGUUACACAGCUUUCUGAAACCGAACAGCAGGGGGCGCCCGACCUGUGGUGGCUUCACCUUUGAGAGACGAUGCUCUGUCCAGCUGUACACAGUCUAUGGUUUAAGCUUAUAAAAGGUGGUUUAAGACUGACUUGGGCUGGAUAUUUUUGUUGGACCUGGCAACCCUGACUCAGAGGAGCUGAGGAGAGCUCAGUGGUUUAAAGCCCCCAGCACGCGGCAGUCUGAGACCACCCUGACCGCCCCUCACAUCCCACGGGAUCAUACCGCACCUUCAUCCUCUCAUAUUCACCACAGAGACAGAGAGUCCUGUACCGGAGCAUCAGCACACAAUGACCACUUAUCCCUGUAGAGGAAAAGCAACGUGGGACCUCAGGACCGCUAAGCUUGCUGUGGCAGUGGCUAUAAUAAAAAGCAAGCCCCCUGGGGUGAGUGGGAGACAGCAUGCAGAAAUCCUGGCCGCCAGACUCAAAAAGCAAGAAGAAACUUGGAAAGCAAAAGCUGAAGACCUCAAGGAGGAAGUGUUACAACUUAGACAAGAACUCCUGCUCACAAAGCUGCUGUCAAAACCAAGAAAAUCUGCUGAGGCUGAACGCGGUGAUGAUGUGUUAAAGCUUCUAUACCAGGAUCCCACUGAUGCCCAGCUUUCAGAGAGUGACUCUGGCUGUGGGACCAGCAACAACACACAGACUCUACAUCCUACACCCGACCUUCUCGAUGUGCCCACCCCAUGCCACACUUCCACAGUUCCCUCAUCUUCCAUACAUUCCAGCCACAGCUGUGUCAGCUUCCCUUGCAGUACUGGCACCCUGGAGCAUGCUCUGUCCAAGCGCAUGCAGUUUCUGCAGCACCUAAGUGGGCUGCGCAGGUGGUCCGGCCCUGCUCUGGUAGUGGACGGAGAUGGUGCUGUGGUCUGGGACUCAGUACUCUAUCUGCUCAGCUCUGUGAUAGAGGCCUUCAAACAGGCCAGUGGCAACAAAGCUCUCCCAGACCCGCCUCUACUCCUGCAGGCCUCCCGGGCGGCAGCACAGGCCCUGGAGCAGGGAAGACCUUCUGCUCAGCACUUGGGACAAAUGGAGGACUCGCUGAAGGAGCUACUUGAUCUACUACUCAGCAACAGUGAGCUCAAUAAGUUUGCGGUGCAGAAGACACUGACGGAGUGCCUGAUCUCUCUGGGAGGCAGCAGCACGUUCAGAUCCGUGCUCGUCAGACUCCUGCUGUCCCACAUCAACCACCUGGCCGGGCACCUCUGGACCUCCUGUCAGGGUUCCAGUGAUGGACAGCAGCAGCAGCAGGUUCACUGGAGCAGGUAUGAGAACUCUAUCUACCUUUUCAGGCUCCUGGAGCAGCUUGCUGUAGUCAGGCCGGGAAGAGGAGCGGAGACCGAGCACAGGGACCUCCAGGCCCAGCUGGAGAGAUAUGUCCUCCCUCUGUCGGACGAAUUUCCCCUUUUUGCUCUGUACUUGUGGAGAAUCGGAGCACUUUUUAAUCCCACGAGUACCGCAGGGACCUCAGCUCAGAGCUUCUCUUCCCAGAGUACUUUUAAUCCCUAGUGGCACCUUCACCCUGUCAAAGUGAGAUUACAAUCAGACUGUGGGAUUUAGAGAAGUGAAGUGACCGACUACAGAUUGACAAAAGGUCUGUACAAGUUUAAAGACUUAAUGGACAUGUCUCCUGUAGCAAAGCUACGAGAAAAAAAGUUCCCAUCCUGUUCUGAUGUGACAUUUGAAAGAGAAAAAGUCCUGUCAAUGACAAAUAAACCAGUGUGGUUGUUUCUCUUAUAAA
Molecule: messenger RNA, 1783 nt
Organism: Astyanax mexicanus (Mexican tetra)
Lineage: Eukaryota; Metazoa; Chordata; Actinopteri; Characiformes; Acestrorhamphidae
Gene: mei4
Product: meiosis-specific, MEI4 homolog (S. cerevisiae)
Exons: 5
Coding region: 331-1551 (406 amino acids)
Biological process (GO): DNA recombination; homologous chromosome pairing at meiosis; oogenesis
Cellular component (GO): lateral element
Source: RefSeq, a predicted model, not a curated record